AUGCCGAAGACAUUCGAUAUAGAUCAUGUUCUAAAGAACAUCAGCGAGCAAGACAAGAUCGCGCUUCUAUCGGGAACUGAUUUUUGGCACACACAUCCCAUCCCCGAAUUCAACGUCCCUUCGAUUCGCGCCACCGACGGCCCCAAUGGCAUACGGGGCACGAAAUUCUUCGCUGGCAUCCCGGCCGCAUGUUUGCCCUGCGGCACAGCUCUGGGCGCCACCUGGGACCGCGAUCUGAUAUACCAAGCGGGGGAGUUGUUGGGCCACGAGUGCAUUGCAAAAGGGGCGCAUUGUUGGCUGGGUCCGACCAUCAACAUGCAGCGCGCGCCCCUCGGUGGCCGCGGGUUCGAGUCGUUUGCAGAAGAUCCGCACCUCUCGGGCAUUCUGGCCAAAUCGAUUAUCCUCGGCUGUGAAAGCAAAGGGGUCAUUUCUACGGUGAAGCAUCUCGUGGGCAACGACCAGGAACAUGAACGCCGUGCGGUGGAUGUUGUUGUGACCCAAAGGGCCUUGCGCGAGAUCUACCUACGGCCGUUCCAGAUUGUGGCGAGAGAUGCGAAGCCCGGCGCGCUCAUGACCUCGUAUAAUAAGAUCAAUGGGAAACAUGUGGUGGAAGAUGCCCGGAUGCUCAAUCUGAUCCGCGAAGAGUGGAAGUGGAAUCCGCUGAUUAUGAGCGACUGGCUAGGGACCUACACAACCAUCGACUCCUUGAAUGCCGGUCUGGACCUGGAAAUGCCGGGGCCGUCGAGAUACCGGGGAAAGUACAUCGAGUCCGCCAUGCAGGCCCGACUGAUCAAGCAAUCGACUAUCGAGGCCCGGGCGCGAAAGGUGUUGGAAUUCAUCAAGCAAGCGAGUCAGGUCCAAGUGUCGGCAGUGGAGCGAGGACGUGAUCUCCCAGAGGAUAGAGCGUUAAAUCGCAAAAUCUGUGCAAACAGCAUCGUCCUCCUCAAGAACGAAGGCAUCUUGCCUCUUCCACGGCAAAUCAGAAAGAUCGCCCUGAUCGGAUCUCACAUGAAGACUCCCGCAAUAUCGGGAGGUGGCAGUGCUUCGCUGGAGCCGUAUUACUCCGUUUCGCUAUACGAUGCCUGCAGAGAAGCACUUCCUAACACGGAGGUACUCUAUCAAGCGGGGGCAUACGCCCAUAAGAUGCUCCCCGUCAUAGAUCGUCUCCUGGGCAAUGCGGCCAUCCAGUUCUAUAACGAGCCGAUGGGCAAGGACCGACAGUUGAUCAGCACUGAACCCGUGUCAACGACAGCCUUCCAGUUUAUGGACUAUUCUGCUCCCGGCCUCAACCGAGGGCUAUUUUGGGCCACACUGAUUGGCGACUUCACACCCGACGCAUCGGGGCUCUGGGACUUUGGCCUGAGUGUCUUUGGUACCGCAAAUCUCUAUAUUGACGACGAGCUGGUGAUCGAUAACACCACGAGUCAGACGCGUGGGACAACCUUCUUCGGCAAAGGCACCAUUGAGGAGCUAGGGUCGAAGGAACUAGUUGCUGGGAAUCCGUACAAGAUUCGGAUCGAGUUCGGCUCUGCCAAUACCACCACCAUGAAGACCGUGGGAGUGGUGAAUUUCGGAGGCGGCGCCGCAAAUCUGGGGGCUUGUCUACGGAUGAACCACGAGGAGAUGAUCGAAAACGCCGUUAAAGCUGCCGCAGAAGCCGACUACACUAUUCUUUGUACUGGACUCAACAAAGACUGGGAAUCUGAAGGGUUUGAUCGCACGCAUAUGGACCUGCCACAAGGUAUUGACCGGCUGAUUGCCGAGGUGUUGGAGGUCGCUGCCGACAAGACUGUCAUCGUCAAUCAGUCAGGGACACCAGUUACGAUGCCGUGGGCCGAUCAGGCCCGAUGCAUCGUCCAGGCCUGGUACGGAGGCAACGAGACGGGUCAUGGAAUUGCCGAUGUUCUGUUCGGAGACGUCAAUCCAUGCGCAAAGCUUCCUUUGUCCUGGCCGGUGGAUGUGAAACACAACCCGGCCUACUUGAACUACGCCAGUGUGGGUGGCCGAGUGCUGUAUGGCGAAGACAUUUACACGGGUUAUCGAUUCUACGAGAAGAUCGGGCGAGAAGUCCUCUUUCCAUUUGGUCACGGUCUUUCAUACACGACAUUCGAGAUCUCACCGAGCGUUACCGUCUCUCCCGAGAUCUUCAACAUGGGUUGCCCUUCGGUCGCCACCGUACAAAUUAAAAACAACGGCAAUUUGGCGGGCGCUCAGAUUCUCCAGCUGUAUAUCUCCGCUCCCGACUCCCCCACCCCGCGCCCAAGCAAGGAGUUGCACGGCUUCGAAAAAGUAUUCCUGCAACCUGGGGAGGAAAGGGCAGUUGAUAUCCACUUGGACCGGUAUGCGACCAGCUUCUGGGACGAAAUUGAAGAGAUGUGGAAGACACUACCAAGCUUGGAUCAUCACAGGCUUCUCGAACUGCGCGAGAUUUUCAUGACCAAGAUCUGGACCAAGAACCCGAUCGUUGACCGGGACCAGCUGGACUCUUGUAUCGCUCGAGUGCUGGAAAACGGCAUCGACUGGUCCGUCUCAUCGUGCUUGGUGCUACUUGUCUUUGCGCUCGCAGCCAUAUGGGGGGAUUAUCCCGAGGACGAAACCCGCAAGGUCUUGUAUAAUGAGUCGUCGUUCAAUCCACCCGUCACGUACGUGACGAUAUCGGUUCCGGAGCACCGAAUGAAGGAAUCGUUGGCCUUUCUCUCCAUGGCGCGUAAGCGCAUCUCCACGGCGUAUCUGGACGACACCUUGUCAGGAGUGCAGUGUCUCUGUUUAUUUGGAAUAUGGUAUCAAUAUAACAUCGAGCCGAUUCCGGGCUGGAAAAUGUUUAGGACAGCAUCCAUGCUGUGGCAAACGUAUCGAAUGAAGCACCGCGAGGGAAAGACGCGCAGAAGUGCGCAGGAAGAGAGUCUGGAGCAGCGACUGUACUGGACAUGUUUAAAAUCGGAAUGCGAGGUUCGAUAUGAACUGACGGAUCUGCCACCCUGUGACCUCAGCCUCUCCGACUUCCCUUAUUCUCUCCCGAGCUUCCCCAUGAGACAACCAUCCAACGACAGCCCUGCAUGGGCAUUUUCCAAUCCCUCAUCCACAGAUCUCGAAGCAGCAUCUUCAUACUACUAUCUAGCUGAGAUCUUCUUGCGCAGGCUUCUCAAUCGCGCCCGCAAUGCAGUCCGCGUCCUCUCCCCAGACAUCGACAUACCAACCAUCAAGGUUCUAGCAGAAACUCUGACUCAGCUAGAAGGGCAACUCCAGCAGUGGGUAGACUGUCUCCCACUCACACUCCGAUUCAACAUGCCUCUUGAAUCCGCCCCCAUGCUAGAAGAGGGCGAGCUGAUGAAGCUCAGCCGCGAGCGAUACGUCGAGGUGCGCGAACUGCUCUGCCGUGCGUAUUUAUACCUGUGCAUCCACGUACCGCUCGACCCCGAGAUGACUGCGCAGUACGGGGUCAAAGCCAGUGAGGCGCUACGCUUGGCAGUUUAUCGCAUCCAGAACGAGGUGCCAUUCUUCCGGCAUCCAGGGUCGUGGGGAGCGUGCCGAGUCCGGUUUAACCAUGCGGCUUGUCUGAUUGCGGGAUCCCGCGCAAAGUUGGCGCGGCACCCGUCGGCCGAAUAUGUGCGCGUUCCUCCCGACUGGGCGGAAUGUGUGCGGGUGGUGAUUGAGCGGUUGAAGAUCUGGGGCGAGGAGGGCGGUGGUAUCAAGGAGUUGAGUGUGCUGUUGGAGUGGCUGCUUCACGGGAGUGUGGAAAUGUAG
Molecule: messenger RNA, 3744 nt
Organism: Purpureocillium lilacinum
Lineage: Eukaryota; Fungi; Ascomycota; Sordariomycetes; Hypocreales; Ophiocordycipitaceae
Biological process (GO): glucan catabolic process
Molecular function (GO): beta-glucosidase activity
Source: RefSeq, a predicted model, not a curated record